Molecule: messenger RNA, 720 nt
Organism: Solanum dulcamara
Lineage: Eukaryota; Viridiplantae; Streptophyta; Magnoliopsida; Solanales; Solanaceae
Product: transcription factor bHLH120-like
Exons: 3
Coding region: 1-720 (239 amino acids)
Biological process (GO): regulation of transcription by RNA polymerase II
Cellular component (GO): RNA polymerase II transcription regulator complex
Molecular function (GO): DNA-binding transcription factor activity, RNA polymerase II-specific; protein dimerization activity; RNA polymerase II transcription regulatory region sequence-specific DNA binding
Source: RefSeq, a predicted model, not a curated record
AUGGAUGAUUCGGAAUUUGACUUUGACCAAUUAGAUCAACUAUUGAACUUUUUUUCUUCUCCUCCUCCUUGUCUUUCGGCUAUUAGUUUAGAAAAACAUGAUUCAUCAAUUAUUUCAUCACAAACACAGAACUCUAAUGAUGGAAAGAAGCCAACUAUCACCACUACUAUUGUUGAUGAUGAUCAAAGUCAAGAUCCUCCUAAAGAGAAAGAGAAGAAGAAAGUCUUACGCAAAGAUGUUGAAAGGCAAAGAAGGCGCGAUAUGGCUAAGCUUUACCAGCGUUUGCGCCUUCUUAUUCCUUCCAAGUAUCUCAUGGGAAAGAGAUCUAUAUCUGAUCAUCUAGAAGAGAUUGUGGAUUAUGUAAAAGACUUGAGGAAGAAUAUAGAGGACUUGGAAAUAAAAAGAGAAAAAUUGAAAGAAAUGAAAAAUAAUAUUUGUAGCUCUCAAUUGGCACCAUCUUCUUCCUCUAUGAAAUUAAGUGAUGAUGAUGAAGAUAGAAUAAUAGUGAAAUCAUGCAAUGGAGGAGUGGAAAUUUCAAUAAAAGGAGGGAUUUCUCUUUCAAAAGUGCUUAAAGUAGUUAUGAAAGAAGGACUUAUUGUUAAUAGUUGUGUUUCCUCCACAAUUGAUCAAAGGCUUCAUCACAUCAUUCAAUCUAAGGUUAAUACAAGAGGGGAUAUUGAUCUUGCAAUGCUACGAUCCAAGUUAAUGAGUUUAUCUUAG